AUGUUUGUCUUGCUCAAAGUACCUGCUGAGGGUAAUAAAGCAGGUGCUUUUCAAAACCUCAGAGGCAAGCUGUAUUCUUCUUCAGCCGACUAUGCCGAAGUGUAUCAAUUUAUUAUUCCCGAGUUCAAGAUUGGUACUCUUGAUUCGUUGGUAGUUAUUUCGGAUGAACUCAUUAAGUAUGAUCAAGCGAUCGAAGUAUCCAUAGUCAAAAUUGUUGAUAUUCUAAGGAAUUUAUUGAAAAAUGAUGUGGAUAAGAUACGCUCUCAUUUUGUUGUUAACGGAAGAAGCAUUGCUCAAUAUCUAAAGGGAUUCCAAUGGAACACUCAAAAAUAUCGGGCGGAUAGAUCCUUGGCUGAAAUUGCGGAAGUCAUCAAUCAAGAAGUGGCUGCGAUCGAAAGUCUGAUGAAAAACAAAUUGGCCAAUUAUAAUCAAGUCAAAGGCAAUCUCGUCGCUUUGGAACGUAAACAAACUGGCAAUCUCGCAGUACGCACGUUGGCCGACAUUGUCAAAAAGGAGCAUUUUGUACUCGAUUCGGAAUAUUUGGAGACGCUUCUCGUUGCUGUUCCGAGGACCCUCUAUAAAGACUGGUAUAGUAAAUAUGAGACAUUAACGAAUUUCGUAGUUCCGCGUUCAUCCCAGAAAAUAGCUGAAGAUGAUGAGUAUGGUCUGUUCAAUGCAACGCUCUUUAAGCGAGCAGCAGAUGAAUUUACAUACAAGUGUCGAGAAGAGAAAUUUAUUGUCAGAGAAUUCAAAUAUGAUGAAGCAAAUCUAGAGAGUCAGCCAAAAACCAAUUUUGGGGAAGUCUUUUCAGCAUGGAUUCAUCUCAAAGCACUGCGAGUUUAUGUUGAAUCCGUGCUUCGUUAUGGACUGCCUCCUGAUUUCAUGUCGGCGAUAAUAAAACCAAAACCGAAAAUGGAGAAGAAAACUCGCGAAGUGCUAAAUGUCGAAUAUGGCCGACUUGGAGGUGCCAUGGGCGAGGCGUAUAAAGAUGAAAAUAUUGAAGAAUUGCAUAAUCUUCUCGGGAAGGACUAUUAUCCUUAUGUCUGGUUCCAAAUUCAAUUGGAUGUUACAAGGAGAUAA
This is a messenger RNA of Paraglomus brasilianum, 1080 nucleotides long. NCBI's taxonomy places the organism in Eukaryota, Fungi, Glomeromycota, Glomeromycetes, Paraglomerales, Paraglomeraceae. The record is from the annotation of a GenBank genome assembly.